Messenger RNA from Cladophialophora immunda, 2481 nucleotides. RefSeq lists its product as uncharacterized. Lineage: Eukaryota; Fungi; Ascomycota; Eurotiomycetes; Chaetothyriales; Herpotrichiellaceae. The record is from RefSeq and is a predicted model, not a curated record. Bases 171 to 1250 code for a protein of 359 amino acids. The transcript has 2 exons.
GCUGACUUUACGACCGUCACCCGGCAUUCAUCGGUGUCGAUCCCUAUUGUUCUUCUCAGAUCCUGUAAUCGUUUAACCGGGAGACUGCGGGAAUAUUGCCAGCGUUGCACCUCGUUGUGCGUCAGGGACUAAUCGUAUGGGGCAUUUCUGGCCGUGAAGUCUCCUACACUAUGACUGCUGCGGCCGAGGUGCAGGCUUUGCUGCGCUUCUUGACCAAAGAUGCCCGCAUUCCAUUGGCAGAAGCCAUGCCCAAGAUCCACGCCCUCCGGAAACACCAACUUAAUACGCCCGAGAACAUCUCCAAGGCCGACGAGACUGAUCUUAAAUCCAUCUUUGCUGAUGAGAAGGUGCUGAAGCAGGUGAUCAACGCGGCCAAGCGUGUUUCCAAUCCCAAAAAGCGAGCAGCCACGCAGUCGAGUUCUCCAACCUCAAAGCGCACGAGGACAGAUCAAGAUCUGCCUGAUGAUGAUGAGCUUUCUCUUGCACUACCCCAGACAGAGAUACCCAUUGCCGAGCUAGAGAAUAUCAUCAUUGAGACGAACCGCGCACCCCUUUUCCUCGCCUUCACUAUCGCUGUCCUUGCGUAUACACAUCCUGAGCAACCUGUCUCGAGUCGAUGGAGCUUGGCGCAAGCAGUCGUGAGCGCAGGUGCACAGAGCAAAGCGAAAUACCUUGGUCUGACAACCGGGCCGACUGCGGAAGAAGAUGGUUGGGCCCAAGGCCAACCCAAAGUCAAGAUAAUGGGACGUGAGGUGGCCGUGAUGCGGAGGCACGUGGCUGCCUCCGUCGAUGACGAGACAUCUACUCCUAGUGUUGCGUUCUGGGGCCUUGAUCUCGAAGCGCUUCGCAAGUCCAAUGGACCUUUGAUUGCUGGUAAGGACAUCAAGAAAUCUACCGGGCCUCCUAUACACAAGCCUAUUUCACCUCGAAACUACCUGCUCAAAUCCAUGAUGGUUGUCGAGUCCGGCCCCGCGGAAUCCGUAAAGGAUACCGACGAGAAGAAGCCUGCCUUGAAGAAGAUAACCCCAAAGGAAAUGGCGAGAAGGAGGGAGGAAGCUGCCGCUAUGACUCUCAAGGCGAUCGACGCAGUGUGCAAGAGUUGGGCACCCACGCUGAGCGCGCAAGAGCUUGACCAGAGAGCACAGGUGUGGUAUACGCGUGUUCGGCCAGAUGUCGAACAAGGCCAAGCCGGCUGGGGACAGCGAGGCCAAGUACGCCUGGCGGAAAUCCUCGCACUGAGAAAGGGAUAGACCACGCAUGCCAUGGCUGUCUUGAUUGAUGCGCGCCAAAUGACACAAAUGUCACGAUUGCAUUGCAUGCUGGAAAGGCAUGAUGAGACUAUCAGAGCAUGACUGUACUCAUAUAUUCCCAUUCACUUGCACGACGGGAUGCCUCCUUGUUGGCACACUUCAGCAAAACCGACCCCCAUCAUCACAACUUCGCUUCAGACCUGAUCCCCAGGUUACAGUCUUCCCUUUUGAAUGCCAUCAACGCCCAGUGCGAUUUCAAUUUCCGGCACCAUGAUUCAAGUUGCACCUGCAUCGUCUGCCUCGCACCGCUUCGGGCAUUUCUGAAACGUCGCUACUUUUUGUCUUCUGAUGGGCGUCCAACGUCGCCUGCCCCUGAGUGUUAGAUUAUACCAUAUCGGACUAGUUUGGGAGAGAAGACAGACCCUUCCAAAACUGCUUGUCCACCUUGUUAUCGUCCUCACUCAACUGGUUUACCGUCCUCUCGUGUCGUUGUUCCAGCUCUUCGUUAUGCUUCCGAACUUCCGGGUCAUUCUUUUCGGCGGCGGAUUUGGGGCUGUGGAUUUUAGGGCUGCCACCCUGACUUGUGGACGAGCUUCCACCUUUGCCAGUUGCAGGAGCUUCUGGGCCGGGAUGCUCCAUGUGGGCUUUGGGGUUGUCCUUGUCGGUGCCCUGCUGCAUCCCAGACUGCUCAUUCCCAUAAGACUGAUGUGCGGAUCUUCUUGGGUGUGCAGGAUAGUAAAGGGCUGGGAAACGGCGAGGGACUCGGACUGGCCUCGCGGCCACACGAAGAAUGGGCUGCAUUUUGGCUGCUUCAGUGAAGGUUUUGGUGGAUGGUAGAAAUUUCGGCAGCAGAAGAUAUGGGCAGACUCCAGCUCAGAAGUACGCUGGAAGUGAAGGUCAAAAGGCCAUGGAAACUUGCAAGGAGUGCCACUGAUGAUCCUCUGAUGCAUUGCGUCGACUUGAUGACUUCAUGGAAUGCCAAGCCUGCUAUUGAUGGUAUUGAAUACUACUACGAACCGCAGGGGGCUGAUCACAGCCUUGCCCACGUUUCUCGGACCUGCACAACCAACAUGGAUUAACUACUUGCUUGAAAGCCGCAAGCCAGAAGCUAGAGGGGUUUCUUGUCCUUUGCUCCCCGGGAAGACUACUAGAUACCUAGCAUCGUCCUGUACAGACCGGUAGCAGUGCCUGCGCCACAAGCAUCGGAUUUGUUCUUCGCUCUAAGUGAUGG